CCCAAAAAGCAAAGUUAAGCAGGCUGGGGACAAGGAAGGGUCAGGGAAGCUUCCUGGAGGAAGAAACAGUUGUCAGUCAGAAAUGAAUGGCAGGCUCCUGGAGUGAAGGCCUCCUGAGUCAUCCUUUCCUGCCCCUGCCUAACCACAGGGUGACUGGCAGAGCCAUUUGGUUGCGUACGUCAUGGGGCAGACUCCGGAAGCUCAAUGUGCGGCUGCUGUGGGCAGGAUCAUUUGUCUUUGGGAAAAGUGGUUCAGGGAGGCUGGCCACAGAGGUCAAAGGCCUCUCAAUGCUGGCCCCUAUCUACCAGGAUUCAGAAAAUCACCCCCCACCCCACGACCAGGGCAUCUUUGGCUGUGCCUGGGGUUCACAGGGGCAUGGAGGCCGAAGCACUUCCCAGAGGUCACAUCCAGGUUGGGGGGCCCAGGAGUGGCCUGUGUCCCAGGAGGGGAGGUAGCCACAGGUCUCCCAGCCCCCUGUGCUCCGGGAGCGAAGGUACCAGGGGCCUCGUUAGCUGCAGCUUCAAAGAGCCUCGUGAUUAACAAAAGUGUGCUGCGAAUCCUUUCUCUUCCUCCUUCUCUCCUUAAGGCAGGCUCCCGAAUGAAAAGGAAAAUAUACAAUGAGAGGCACUAAGGAAACCUCAGAGGAAAGCCAGGCGUCUGCAAAGAUGGGGAAGGAAUGACAUUCCACUCUCAUGUGAGGUAAGGAAGCAGGCAGUGGGCGAGAAGAUGGAUUCCUUUUUGGAAAGACAAGACCAGGGGGUGAAGCGGGAAUAACUCAUCCUCCCUACCUUCCCAGCAAGGAAACCUCUACAAACAGGAGCAGCCAAGCGGGACUGAGGCCCUCGCCCCCCAAGCAUCUUCCCAAAGAAGGGCAUGUGGGGGCCUGACAGCUCAGCUGUACGUGUCAGCAGCUCCAGCCCCACCGUGAACAUCUGAACUCCUCAGCGGGGUAAUGGACCCCUCCUUCCCCCCGGAGAUGCAGCCUGAGUGACAGGAAUACGGAGCCUUUGGAGAGUGGCUCCCUCUCAGCUCUGUCAUGCAAGAACGCUCUGUGCACCCAGCCCAUUCUGCCAAGUGACUUAAAGGGAUUUUAAAAAAAAGCCUUGGUAAACCAAAAGGGGGUAAAAGCCAAAAGCCACGCAGAGGCCUUUCAGAAGAGGUGGCGGCCUGCAGACAAAAGGGCAAGAGUUGAAAAGGGCCGUGGAGGUAGCAAGCAGCAGAGGCCACCCUGCUCGGGGCUGGGUGCCAGGCCACAGGGCAUGCCCGACGAACGGGGAGUCGGAACCCCCUCAGGCCACCCUCAGGAGUCCUGGGGCCCAGAGGGGUGUCCCUGUACCCCCUGUGCGCAGGACCCUCACUCUGCAGGGAGAAGCCAGCUGCGCCCGCGGCCUAGGGUGCCAAGGAUGCUGCUGACCGUGGCCCGCAGCCUCAUCUGAACGCCAGGAGACCAGAAGACUGAGGCACCGGAUCCCCUCUCUGUGCCCUGGGGUGCCCCAGCACUGCCCCGUCACCCCGGGUCUGAGGUCUGUGUCCCUAGUGGUGCAAGGCCUGGUAGGACCACGGGGCCGGGAAUGUGAGCGCCAUCUGAGCUCACGGUGUCCCGAGUUGCGGCUUCGUGACUUUGGCGUGGGCCUUCAGACCAGCAACUCGUCGGACCCAGAGGGCUCCUGGGCUGCAGCGACGAAGGAGGUAUUCAGGCUCCAGGCCAGGUGGGGCUGGACACCCCCAGCCAUCCACCAUGGUGGUGGCACACCCCACCGCCACCACCACCACCACAACCACUGCCACUGUCACAGCCACCGUCGUGAUGACCACGGCCACCAUGGACCUGCGGGACUGGCUGUUCCUCUGCUACGGGCUCAUCGCCUUCCUGACGGAGGUCAUCGACAGCACCACCUGCCCCUCGGUGUGCCGCUGUGACAACGGCUUCAUCUACUGCAACGACCGGGGACUCACCUCCAUCCCCGCAGACAUCCCUGAUGACGCCACCACCCUCUACCUGCAGAACAACCAGAUCAACAACGCCGGCAUCCCCCAGGACCUCAAGACCAAGGUCAACGUGCAGGUCAUCUACCUGUACGAGAAUGACCUGGACGAGUUCCCCAUCAACCUGCCCCGCUCCCUCCGGGAGCUGCACCUGCAGGACAACAACGUGCGCACCAUCGCCAGGGACUCGCUGGCCCGCAUCCCGCUGCUGGAGAAGCUGCACCUGGAUGACAACUCUGUGUCCACCGUCAGCAUUGAGGAGGACGCCUUCGCCGACAGCAAACAGCUCAAGCUGCUCUUCCUGAGCCGGAAUCACCUGAGUAGCAUCCCCUCGGGGCUGCCACACACGCUGGAGGAGCUGCGACUGGACGACAACCGCAUCUCCACCAUCCCGCUGCAUGCCUUCAAGGGCCUCAACAGCCUGCGGCGCCUGGUGCUGGACGGUAACCUGCUGGCCAACCAGCGCAUCGCGGAUGAUACCUUCAGCCGCCUACAGAACCUCACAGAGCUCUCGCUGGUGCGCAACUCGCUGGCCGCACCACCCCUCAACCUGCCCAGCGCCCACCUGCAGAAGCUCUACCUGCAGGACAACGCCAUCAGCCACAUCCCCUACAACACGCUGGCCAAGAUGCGUGAGCUGGAGCGGCUGGACCUGUCCAACAACAACCUGACCACGCUGCCCCGUGGCCUGUUCGACGACCUGGGGAACCUGGCCCAGCUACUGCUUAGGAACAACCCCUGGUUCUGUGGCUGCAACCUCAUGUGGCUGCGGGACUGGGUGAAGGCACGGGCGGCCGUGGUCAACGUGCGGGGCCUCAUGUGCCAGGGCCCUGAGAAGGUCCGGGGCAUGGCCAUCAAGGACAUCACUAGCGAGAUGGACGAGUGUUUUGAGACGGGGUCGCAGGGUGGCGUGGCCAACGCGGCUGCCAAGACCACGGCCAGCAACCACGCCUCCGCCACCACACCCCAGGGUUCCCUGUUUACCCUCAAGGCCAAAAGGCCAGGGCUGCGCAUCCCCGACUCCAACAUUGACUACCCUAUGGCGACGGGUGAUGGUGCCAAGACCCUGGCCAUCCACGUGAAGGCCCUGACAGCAGACUCCAUCCGCAUCACGUGGAAGGCCACGCUCCCCGCCUCCUCCUUCCGGCUCAGCUGGCUGCGCCUGGGCCACAGCCCGGCCGUGGGCUCCAUCACAGAGACCUUGGUGCAGGGGGACAAGACAGAGUACCUGCUGACGGCCCUGGAGCCCAAGUCCACCUACAUCAUCUGCAUGGUCACCAUGGAGACCAGUAAUGCCUAUGUAGCUGACGAGACACCCGUGUGUGCCAAGGCAGAGACGGCUGACAGCUACGGCCCUACCACCACGCUCAACCAGGAGGAGAAUGCCGGCCCCAUGGCGGGCCUGCCCCUGGCGGGCAUCAUCGGUGGGGCCGUGGCUCUGGUCUUCCUUUCCCUGGUCCUGGGGGCCAUCUGCUGGUACGUGCACCAAGCUGGCGAACUGCUGACCCGGGAGAGGGCCUACAACCGGGGCAGCAGGAAAAAGGAUGACUAUAUGGAGUCGGGGACCAAGAAGGACAACUCCAUCCUGGAAAUCCGUGGGCCCGGCCUGCAGAUGCUGCCCAUCAACCCGUACCGCGCCAAAGAGGAGUACGUGGUCCACACCAUCUUCCCCUCCAACGGCAGCAGCCUCUGCAAGGCCACGCACACCAUUGGCUACGGCACCACGCGGGGCUACCGGGACGGUGGCAUCCCCGACAUAGACUACUCCUACACAUGAUGCCCGCCCACCUGGGCUGCCUCGCCCCAGCCCCAGCUGCCCUGGCGUGGCCACGUGGCUUUGCCCAGCCUGCUGCAACCUGAGAGAGCAAGGAAGAGAAAUUCUACGGAUGACUUUCCCCCGCAGAAAGCAAAGUUUGGGGAGGGCUGACGAUUUUGUAGAACACAACCGUGACAAUUUUUUUUUAAAGAAUAGAAGGCAGGAGGGGGAAUUCGACAUUGUUGAAGACAUAAUUUAUACCGAGUUAUACCAGUUGGGGAGGGAAGGACUAAAAAUAAUAUCACAGGAAGGGCUGGGUUGGGUUUUUUGUUGUUUUUUUUUUCUCCUGAACUGGAAGGAUACUACCUGUACAACAUCUGUGGACACCUCAUGCUCUGUUCAGGGCUGUCACAAAGGAACCGCCAGGGAGAAGCAGCCGGCUCUCAAAGCUCCCACACAGCUCUCCCGCUGCUGGCCACUCGCUGGCAAUGCGAUGGAAGGUUUUCAGGCUCCUCACAAAGGAGAGAGGGAAGAAAAGAUCUUUUGCCCUGGAGAUACGGACCUGAAAUCUCUCCCCUGGCUCAUUCCAUACCAUUUCCCUUGCAGAUUUGCAGAAACAUGGCGUCUUUCACUGCAUUCUUUGAACAAUCAUGUAGUUGAUUAAAAAACAAACAAACUUGUUUUUCCCUAGGCUGAAGCCCUCUUCAGUUCCAUGCACCACGCUCUCCUGUAGAAGCCCCCGCGGAAGCCGUAGCUUUCCCCGCCACCUGGAGGUGCAUCUGUCUGCCUGUCUAUCCCUGUCGCAGUGUCUCUAAGUACAGAUGGGUAGACAGAGCCACAUGCACGGUCCUUACCGUUCUCCUUGGGUCAGUUCUUACCAUUUCCUGAGACAAUAGAAUUGCGAAAGUGUUGCUUUCUCCU
This is a messenger RNA of Cercocebus atys (sooty mangabey), 4663 nucleotides long. It is a transcript of the gene FLRT1, whose product is annotated as fibronectin leucine rich transmembrane protein 1. Gene Ontology annotation, molecular function: protein binding. Bases 1739 to 3763 code for a protein of 674 amino acids. The transcript has 3 exons. NCBI's taxonomy places the organism in Eukaryota, Metazoa, Chordata, Mammalia, Primates, Cercopithecidae. The record is from RefSeq and is a predicted model, not a curated record.